Molecule: messenger RNA, 1860 nt
Organism: Westerdykella ornata
Lineage: Eukaryota; Fungi; Ascomycota; Dothideomycetes; Pleosporales; Sporormiaceae
Product: F-box/WD repeat-containing protein pof1
Exons: 5
Coding region: 1-1860 (619 amino acids)
Molecular function (GO): protein binding
Source: RefSeq, a predicted model, not a curated record
AUGAACACCACCAUAAGACCGCCGACGCCCGCCCCCAGCCCCACACCACAUCAGCGGGUUCCGGACUGGAGCACCGCUGCCGAGCACGAGGACUCGCAAAUCAAGAGUAUCCGAGCCCUAUUCAAGGACAUGAAUGGAGAUGAGCGGUUGCGCCUUCUCGGCGAACUCCUCAACUUGUGUGGGAGCCAUGAGCUGAGCUUUGUGGCGGAAUUCGUGGGCCCGAGGUUGAAGAAGGAUCCCUUCAUGGCCCUGCCCCCCGAGUUGUGUCUGAAGGUUCUGGAAUAUGUUGACGAUCCUACGUCUCUUGCGCGAGCCUCCCAAGUUUCCCGAAAGUGGCGCGAACUGGUCAGCGAUGACACCCCGUGGAGAUCAUUAUGCAGAAAGUUCUCGUACCGCGCGUUGUCCAAAGAAGAGAUGGGUGAGGAGGAGGAGGAGGGUGGCGAGGGACUUAUGGACGACAGGCCCACAGGAUGGGCUCAAGCGGAUCGCACGUCCCGGGUAGGGGACGUCAUGAUGAAGGAACAUCUGGCUGGUCCUUCCACGUCUCCCUCCGAGGGCCUGCGCACGCAAAGUCUCGAUCGUGGGUCUAAAAGAAUGUUGUCACAACGGCGACCGAGACCGACGACUUACCGUUCUCAUUUCAAACAAAAAUAUAUGGUGGAGACGGCGUGGAGAUCGGGAGGGCGCUGCGACGCUCGUCAAAUAACCCCUGAUCAAGGCGUUGUCACCAGCCUACACUUGACGAAGAAGUACAUUGUUGUUGCGCUCGACAAUGCCAAAAUCCACGUCUUUGAUGUUAAUGGACAUCAUCAGAAGACGCUCCAGGGGCACGUUAUGGGGGUCUGGGCAAUGGUUCCGUGGCGAGAUCUGCUGGUGUCUGGCGGGUGCGACAGGGAUGUCAGGGUAUGGAAUCUUGCAACUGGGACUCCACAAUUCACUUUGCGGGGACAUACAUCGACCGUCAGAUGCUUGAAGAUGUCUGACGCCAACACUGCCAUAUCUGGCUCAAGAGAUACUACGCUACGGAUUUGGGAUCUGAAGAGGGGGCUGUGUAAACACGUACUUGUCGGGCAUCAAGCUAGCGUCAGAUGUCUCGAGAUUCACGGCGAUAUCGUUGUCAGUGGCAGUUAUGACACGACGGCAAAGAUAUGGAGCAUUUCCGAGGGGCGGUGUUUACGCACCCUCACUGGGCAUUUCAGCCAGAUUUACGCGAUUGCAUUUGAUGGGAAGAAGAUUGCGACGGGCAGCCUGGAUACCAGCGUCCGGAUAUGGGAUCCAAACGAUGGGAGAUGCCUGUCGGUUCUCCAAGGGCAUACGUCCCUUGUGGGUCAGCUACAGAUGCGAGACGACAUUCUCGUUACUGGAGGUAGCGAUGGCAGUGUUCGUGUUUGGUCCCUGACCGACUACCAAGCCAUUCAUAGGCUGGCGGCUCAUGAUAACUCGGUCACGUCUCUGCAGUUUGACAAUCAGAGGAUAGUCUCCGGCGGUAGUGACGGCAGGGUCAAAAUCUGGGACCUCAAGAAGGGGAGUCUGGUUCGGGAAUUGAGCACGCCUGCAGAAUCCGUAUGGAGAGUGGUUUUCGAGGAAGAGAAGUGCGUUAUCAUGGCUAACAGAGGUGGCCGGACCAUCAUGGAGGUCUGGUCAUUCACACCACCCGAGGAUGAGUUUGACGAUUUCCGGUCAAACAGUGCACGCCUCCCCAAACCCGGUAUGGAAUACGACGAGUGGAGGAGACCGCAUUCCGCAGCGCUACCAAGCACAGACCCGCAAGACGGGAGCGGGGAUGUUGAAGACGUUGCCAUGACUGACGUCGAAGAGGCCGCAUUUGGGGCCCGUGUCGGUGUAACCAUGGCGCCUUGA